Spinacia oleracea (spinach) is the source of this 998-nucleotide messenger RNA. RefSeq names its product acireductone dioxygenase 2. The transcript is spliced from 7 exons. Bases 141 to 746 code for a protein of 201 amino acids. The record is from RefSeq and is a predicted model, not a curated record. Gene Ontology annotation, molecular function: acireductone dioxygenase [iron(II)-requiring] activity. NCBI's taxonomy places the organism in Eukaryota, Viridiplantae, Streptophyta, Magnoliopsida, Caryophyllales, Amaranthaceae.
GUCAAACGUAUGAGCUGACGUAAAUUCUACGGACCCUUCACGCUACCCGCGCUUGCCUACAAAACACGCACACAACAUAAACCUCAACGCACCGUCAUCGGCAGAAAUCCAGCAACACCAACGCUAACAUCAAACUAACUAUGGUGUCCCAAGCACCCCAGGAUACCAGGGAAGAAGUCAUCCAAGCAUGGUACAUGGAUGACAGUGAUGAGGAUCAGAGGCUUCCUCAUCACAAGGAACCUAAAGAAUUUGUUUCUCUGGAGCAACUCGAUGAACUUGGGGUUCUCAGUUGGAGAUUGGAUGCUGACAACUAUGAAACUGACGAGGAAUUGAAGAAAAUUCGUGAAGCUCGUGGAUAUACCUACACGGAUUUCUGUGAGGUUUGCCCUGCAAAGCUUCCAAAUUAUGAUGAAAAGAUCAAGCAUUUCUUUGAGGAACAUCUGCACACUGAUGAAGAAAUUCGCUACUGUGUAGCUGGAAGUGGGUAUUUUGAUGUGAGGGAUCGUGAUGAUAAAUGGAUACGCAUAUGGGUAAAGAAAGGUGCAAUGAUUGUCUUGCCUGCAGGAAGUUACCAUCGCUUUACUCUGGAUUCAGACAAUUAUAUUAAGGCCAUGCGACUGUUUGUUGGGGACCCAGUUUGGACACCCCACAACCGCCCCAAUGAUGACCUAGCUGCAAGGAAGGAGUAUGUGGCAAAAUUUUUGGACAGGGGAACUUCUAACCAGGCCGUUGAUGCUGCUGCAUGAGCCCACUUGAUUUAGGCAAAGUUAGAUGUCGAAAGUGUUGUUGCAAGUCUACAAACACCAAGCUGUUGAAGGUGGUGUAGCACAAACAAGUUGCUGUAGACGAAAAUAAAGAUGUUGAACUAAGUGAUGUAUUUCUGCAGAUACAUAUAUUUUACACCGAGAUAUAUAUGAGCUCUUGUGGUUUCUGGUUUGCUUCUGGACUACAUAUGUAUAUUGGCUAUUUUUUAUGGUUUAAUCUACGGUUGUUAUUCA